Rana temporaria (common frog) is the source of this 2992-nucleotide messenger RNA. RefSeq names its product A-kinase anchor protein 7-like. Gene Ontology annotation, molecular function: protein kinase A regulatory subunit binding. The record is from RefSeq and is a predicted model, not a curated record. The transcript is spliced from 7 exons. Bases 117 to 1679 code for a protein of 520 amino acids. Lineage: Eukaryota; Metazoa; Chordata; Amphibia; Anura; Ranidae. Gene Ontology annotation, cellular component: cytosol.
GCUCUAGGUCUAGGAGACACACCCAAAUUAAUUCAAUCCUUAUAGCUGACUGGUGGCUGCUCUGAUUCCAGUGCAAAGCUGUAGGGAGUAGGUUUGGUUAUAUAGUGAAAUUUGCAAUGAUGAAUUCUGAGAAUUGCUCUGCUUUGGCUAGUGAUGUUAAUGCAAAUACAACGUUAAAAGCCAUUGAUGAAACAUCUCAAGAGAACUCAGGAGAGGAAAGCUUCUCUGAAGCAGCACAUGAAUUUCAAGAACUUCCAUUCUUCAAAGAAGACAUUUUGACUGUGUUUGAAAUCAAAGCUGAGUUAAGUAAUAAAAGAAACCAGGGAAAAAAAUCAUGGAAAAGGAAAAGAUAUUUUGGAAGAGAUAAAUGUGCACAUCGCAAACAAAAAGCUAAUACCUCUACACUGACAGCAGUUCAGAAGAGAGAUGAUGCUCCUGAGAACGCCGAGAAGGACUAUCAAGAGGAUCUGGACAACAGAAGUAAAGGCAAUCAAUUUAUACCAUCAAAGGCACAAGAAAAAUGUGACUCGGAAAUCCACCAAGCAGCGGAAAACCUGCAACAAACAAAUGUUAUCUCUCCAGGAUUCCAAACCAAUAUCCACAAUUCUGAAAAAGAAAAGUUAGCCCCUGAACAUAAAGCUAUAUGUGAUUCAGUGGAGCAGAUGGAGAUAAGGGAUUCAAAAAUGAAAACCACAGAGGCAGUAGAGAGAGACCAGACAUCACCAGAAAACCAGCAAAAUUCAGAUUGUAAAAGAAGGCCUCGUCCAAACUACUUUGUUGCCAUUCCAGUCACCAAUGAUCAGAUAUUAGAUUUGAUUGAAGAUCUUCAAGAACACAUAUUUUUAAAGGCACCUAAACUACUAAAGGCCCUAAUACCAUCGGAACGAGUACACCUCACAAUUUUAGUAGCACAUCUGAAAGGUGAAGAAGAAGUGAGAAGGGCUGUCUCCGCAUUACAGCAAAGUAAGGAAAAAGUAGAGAAGCUGCUGCAAGGUGAAACACUAAGACUAACACUUCAUGGUAUCGGACAGUUCAAAGACCAAGUUAUUUACAUAAAGAUUACAGAGAAUGCACAAGAACUGCUCUGCAGAAUUGCAGAAGCUGUGACAGAAAGUUUCAUGCAUAUGGGUGUGGAUAUUUCCGGAAGCAAAGAUUUUAAUCCACACUUAACUUUUUUGAAGCUCACAAAGGCUCCAUUCCUACGGAGAAAGGGCUUCAAGAGAAUUUGCAGUGAUCUAUAUAAAGAAUAUGAAGACUGCUGUUUUGGAACUGAAAUAUUUAGUAGAAUUGAUCUCUGUUCAAUGCAAAAAAAGAACAACUUGUCUGGCUAUUAUUAUUGUGAAAGCUCAAUAAUUAUAGAAGCAAUAAAACCUCAGGAGGUGAGGAGCUCCACCUCAAAGCCAAAGGAAGAGGCUUAUGAAACAUUGAAAGACAUAGAGGUUCCUACAAGCUGCAGCAGCACUUCUUCCUUGGGAAAAGAUGCUGACAAGAUAAGUUCAGACAUUACUGAUGCAGCAGCCGUAAGUAAAGUGGAAGGAAUCAAAGAAAACGAUGGACAGCCUGAAGCAGCAAACACUUUGCUAGGAGAGAAAUCCUAUGUGCAGUCAACACCUGAUCUAUUUCCAGCAGAAACAAUGGCAUCAACAGCUGCGGACCGCGGACCUGAAAUAAAAAACUGACAUUUACAAAUUUUCUGCCAAAGAAAUGUCUGCAUGGCUUAAGAAAACACUGUGAUCAAAAUGAAAUUAGGCAUUUGUCUGCAAGUGUAUUCAAUGUUUAAUGGUACAGGGCCAAAUAAUGAGACAAUACCAGGAGAUGCAUUACUGAGGUUAGAGAGGAAUGUACACUGUCAAGUGCAAUAACAAUCUCAACAGUCUACAAAGCUCCCUGAAGGAUCACACAGCCAGAUGGCUAGUUUUCUUCAUCAAAUCUCAUCUUAAAGAUAACCUAAAAGAACCUUGUUAAAAUCAGAGCUCUAUAGUAAAAAGUGAGCCAAGUUAAACCAAAAAAAAAAUUAAUUCAAGAAGAAUUUUUUUUUUUAAAGUCUGGAUUAUGUUUAUGUACAUGGACACUUGGAAAAUGUUGGCAUCUAUUGGCUUUUCCAGUAUCAAGAAGAGACUGAAAAGGCAGUAACUGAUGCCACCACCGGCUAGAGACUAAAAGGCAGUGACUAUUGCCACCACUAGCUAGAAAAUAAAAUAGCAGUAACUGAUGCCACCACCGGCUAGAGACUAAAAGGCGGUGACUAUUGCCACCACCAACUAGAAAAUAAAAUGGCAGUACCUGAUGCCACCACCGGCUAGAGACUGAAAAUACAGUAACUAAUGCCACCACCGGCUAGAGACUAAAAGGCAGUAACUGAUGCCACCACCGGCUAGAGACUGAAAAUACAGUAACUGAUGCCACCACCGGCUAGAGACUAAAUGGCAGCAACUGAUGCCACCACCGGCUAGAAAAUGAAACUGCAGUACCUGAUGCCACCACCGGCUAGAGACUGAAAAUGCAGUAACUGAUGCCACCACCAGCUAGAGACUAAAAGGCAGUAACUGAUGCCACCACCGGCUAGAGACUGAAAAUACAGUAACUGAUGCCACCACCGGCUAGAGACUAAAUGGCAGCAACUGAUGCCACCACCGGCUAGAAAAUAAAAUGGCAGUACCUGAUGCCACCACCAGCUAGAGACUGAAAAUACAGUAACUGAUGCCACCACCGGCUAGAGACUAAAAGGCAGUAACUGAUGCCACCACCGGCUAGAGACUAAAUGGCAGCAACUGAUGCCACCACCGGCUAGAGACUAAAAAGUAGUAACUGAUGCCACCACUGGCUAGAAAAUGAAACCGCAGUACCUGAUGCCACCACCGGCUAGAGACUGAAAAUGCAGUAACUGAUGCCACCACCGGCUAGAGAUUAAAAGGCAGUAACUGAUGCCACCACCGGCUAAUGACUAAAUGGCAGCAACUGAUGCCACCACCGGCUAGAGACUAAAAAGUAG